Messenger RNA from Drosophila elegans, 1300 nucleotides. Its product is annotated as diphthine methyltransferase. The record is from RefSeq and is a predicted model, not a curated record. The coding region runs from base 101 to 1168 and encodes 355 amino acids. Gene Ontology annotation, molecular function: protein binding. NCBI's taxonomy places the organism in Eukaryota, Metazoa, Arthropoda, Insecta, Diptera, Drosophilidae. The transcript has a single exon.
UGGAACGGUCGAUAGAGAAUGUGGGGAGAGGUUAUCGCAGCCCUGGUACAUGUUAUCGACUAUCGCCUAUCGAUGAGCGCGCCUCAGCCGAGUUGUAAACAUGUUCACAACGCUCCACAGCGAGGAUACGGAAUAUUCGGCGGAUUCCGUUGAAUGGCUGCCGGAGAAUGAUCCGGAUGUGGGCUACUUUGCCUGCGGCACCUAUCAGUUGGUCCAGGAUGAGACGGAAUCCACCGAGGAAGCUGCUCCCAAACGUCCACGCAAAGGUCGCGUUUAUUUGUACCAAUACGAGGCCACAAAUUCAGCACUGGAGCGGCUGCAGUGCAUCGAAACGGCGGCCAUACUGGACAUGAAGUGGCUGCCAGCUUGGAGCGAUGAUAGCAAUCCCCACCUUACCACAGUCAACUCAUUGGGCCAGCUGGAGGUCUAUGAGUUUCAAAGGGAUGACAAGAAACUGCAGCAACGCACGUGUUUCAGUUUGGAGACGGAGCCCCAGGAGGCACCGCCUUUGGCUCUGGCCCUGGAUUGGCGGCGGCAGGAGGAGCAGGUCCAAUUAGCCAUCUCGGAUUCCAAUGGAGGCCUGCAUCUGCUGCACUACUCGCCGCAGGGUGAGGUGAUCCGAGAGCGUUCCUGGUCUGCUCACGGUUUCGAGGCCUGGACCUGUGCCUUUGAUCGCUGGUCACCGCAUCUCCUGUACAGCGGUGGCGACGAUAUGCUCCUGAUGGCCCACGAUUUGCGCACGGAGCAGCAAGUGUGGACCAACCGGGCCCACAUGGCCGGAGUCACCUGUCUGCUAAGUCAUCCGAGGCAUGAAAACCAUCUGCUUACGGGCAGCUACGAUGAGCAGCUGCGGCUGUUCGACACCCGAGCCAUGAAGCGAACUCUGGCGGAACUGGACUUGGGCGGAGGCAUCUGGCGGCUCAAACCGCAUCCUGUUCACCCCAAUCUCAUCCUGGCCGCCUGCAUGUACACCAAUUUUAGCCUGGUGCAACUGGGUGCCGAUGAUCCGGGCUUGAGUCUCCUGGGAGCCUAUGAGGAGCACAAGAGCAUCUGCUAUGGCGCCGAUUGGUCUCCCAGUUGUGGCAAGGACGAUGGCGCCUUGACCAUGGCCACCUGCUCCUUUUACGAUCAUAAGUUGUGCCUCAGUCGUGUGGAGAUAAGCCAAUAAAUUAAGAUGUCCUUUACAUUACAUUCUAGAUGUAAUUUUUUACAAAUGUUUUUUUUUUUUGUGAAUAAAUUGUUUGAAUAAACAAGAAAUAUAAACCAAAUCAAUAAAGUGUCGGCAGCAUUUCCCUUUAAA